Schistocerca gregaria is the source of this 1881-nucleotide messenger RNA. RefSeq lists its product as uncharacterized. Bases 334 to 1881 code for a protein of 515 amino acids. The record is from RefSeq and is a predicted model, not a curated record. NCBI's taxonomy places the organism in Eukaryota, Metazoa, Arthropoda, Insecta, Orthoptera, Acrididae. The transcript is spliced from 3 exons.
UCGCGUGGACUUCGGCAGCCGCGCCUUAUUGGCGAGGCUGUUGCGAGACGACGCGUCGAAUUUCUCGGCGUGCACAGAUCAGCGCUGGAUCAGCAGGUUUCAGACGGCGAGGAGCUUCCGACAGCUGUGCCAGGAAACUAUAUGGGAGCGGUUCGUUUGCGGGCGCGUGAUGGAGGUUGUGAGUUCGGCGAGUGUGAGGGUGGAUGCACGGACUUACCGGUCGUUUUUGGGCGAAAACGCGUCUGACGGGAGGGAGUUAGAUUGAACGAGGUCAAAAUUGAGGACUUGAGCAGGAGGGUGCCGUGCCGCUACCUGAAGGACGCGUUUUUUCAGAUGUGUUGGGUGUUAGACAACAUGGACGCGGGGGCGUGCUUGCUGGAGGUGGUGCCGAACAGAGAGGCGAAGAUGCACUUGACGUCGAUGUUGAUCAAUUACAGGUUGGCGCAGGGUCGCAGGAACAGGGUGAUGUGCGUGUCGAGCGACGAGGUGGAGCUGAAGAUGCAGUACGAGUGGUGCGAGCUGGAGUCGUCGAAACAGGCGGCGUUUUGUGCGAAUCGCUUUGACAGCUCGCUGCUGAAGGACGAGUCGACGCGCGUGAUUUUUUUGAGCUACGGGGUGUGCACCGAGGCCGUCUUGAGGGACAGGGAGACCUGGACGGUGAUACUGGACGAGCCGAUCAAGGGGAUGGCCGAGAAGUGCGCGCUUAUGAACUACGUUUUUUCGGGGGGUGACUAUCAGUUGGUGAAGGUGUUGACGCAGAGCGAGUUGCAGGAGAGGGCCGUCGCCGAGCUGAGGAAGUUGCGGAUGAACCCCCGCUUCUGUGCGUACGCUGCGCCAAAGAAGUCCUGCCAGGUGUCUGACGCCACGGGCUCGAGGUGGCAGUCGUGGGAGGUUUUAGAACAACCCGCAGCAGAGCGAGUCGAAAAAUACAUUCAGGACAUGUUUCGCUGCGUGAUAGUGGCGUGUACGCUUUUUUUUCACAGCCGCCGAUACAACGACAACUGGGACGGGCCCCGCCACUGCCAAUUCGAGUACGUGCGCAUGUUCGACCCUUGUUUGGACAUGUUGGCAUCCAUUGAGGCCGAUUCCGACGACACGUCCGACGAGCCCGAUUUUCACAUUUCCUUCCACGAACACUCUAUGAACGAAUACUUGAAGUACUUGAAACUCUCGUCCUCAUACUUCUCCCCGCUCAUGUCCCGCUUGUCCCAGCUCCAAAAGCUGUGCAAGUCCGAUCGGUUCGUCCAGUCGGUGUCUCACCUCCUCAACAUGCUCUCCGCACUCGAAUGCGCCUCCAUCUUCGAAAUUCCAGAAAAGCCUCUCUUCGAGCUCUCCAGGUCGAUGCUCGAGAGCGUCAAGCUCUUCUACCCGAACCAGAGGUCUGGCUCCGUCCUUCAGAACCCCUAUAUGUUCGUCACCGACCACGUCAAGUCCCAGCUGCAAAAAAACAGCUUUCAACAGUCGAAGUUCUCCAAACUGUGCCAAAUUCUGAGCCACUCCGAAAUCCAGCUCCUCAUUUGCGUCCUCUCUCACAGAACCGCCCAGCACCUCUCCCAGUGUCUCAGAAUACACUCCCGGCGCACGACCGACCACCAAGCACCGCAAUUCCUCGUCGUCCCCUUCGCCAGCGACGGACAGGACAACCCCAUCUGCGUCCUCCUCGAAUUCCUGAGGUUCAAGGGCAUCCAACAACCGGAAUACGAAAUCUACCAAACCAACGAAGGCCUCUUCACCUGCAUCUGCAAGUUCCGCAACGAAAACGGCGUCGAGCGCACCUUCGAAGCCACCUGCAACUCCAAAAAAAAGGCCAAAACGGCCGCCGCCCAGUCCGCCGUCGACUACCUCUCUUCUAUCUCCCCCUCCAACGCCUCUAUCAGCUAA